AUGGACCACUCCAUUAGUCCAUGCCCUCCGCCGGGAGGCGAACUCAACAUCCAGGACUUGGAACUAAUGAUGCAGUGGUGCACCACCACCUACCGUUCUGUCUCGCGCAACAGCACCGUGGAAGGAAUUUGGCAGGGCGUGGUCCCGCGCGAGGCAAUGCGCCACCCAUUCCUUAUGCAUGGUAUUCUGGCCCUGUCAGCCCUACAUCUGGCCUCCUCCACCUCCUCCACCACUGGAGCCAGCAAAGAGGAGUAUCUGCGCAUCGCCAAGAGUCAUCAGCAACAGGCCGUUGCGGGCUUGGCCAAGGUCGCCGACCAUCUAGACCGGUCCAAUUGCAACGCGGCGUUUGCCCUCUCCAGCAUCAUGGUCGUCUUCGCGUUCGCCUUCCAGGGAAACCCAAUUCCCACCGCCAGCACACAAACCAAUGCCUUGGAUGCGCUUAUGGACAUUUUCCAGUUUACCAGGGGCUCCAUUGAUGUACAGGGCGAGAUCAUCGAAUGGGUCGCGGAUGGAGAGUUCAGCGCUCUCCUAGAAUACGACAACUCGCAGCCUAAAAUGCCGGACACUUCGCGCCUGGCCAUUAUGUCUCUCUCAAGGCGGAAUACUAACUUAGCGACCAAGGAUCCGACGCACGAAAAGGAUGUGUACGAUGCGACCAUCAACCAUCUCGGAUUCUCCCUGGAUAAGCUUGCACGGGGAGGUGAGACCAUGAUCAUCGCCUUUCAAUGGAUAUUCCGGAUUCCGUCGCGAUAUGUGGAAUUGGUCCGGGCGCGAAAACCGUUUGCAUUGGCGAUUCUAGCCCACUACGCUGUCAUCAUCCACUCGUUGCGAGGGCAUUGGUGGAUUGGCGAAUGGGGGACUCGAUUGAUCCGCGACAUUGGCCAGCAUCUGGAUGCCGGCUGGAGAGAGUCGAUCAGUUGGGUCAUUGACGCCACAGGUUGUUAUAUCCCUCCGGUCUGA
Molecule: messenger RNA, 960 nt
Organism: Aspergillus aculeatus ATCC 16872
Lineage: Eukaryota; Fungi; Ascomycota; Eurotiomycetes; Eurotiales; Aspergillaceae
Exons: 1
Coding region: 1-960 (319 amino acids)
Biological process (GO): regulation of transcription by RNA polymerase II
Molecular function (GO): DNA-binding transcription activator activity, RNA polymerase II-specific
Source: RefSeq, a predicted model, not a curated record